Messenger RNA from Carassius carassius (crucian carp), 2357 nucleotides. Its product is annotated as tyrosine-protein phosphatase non-receptor type 5-like. Gene Ontology annotation, biological process: protein dephosphorylation. Bases 238 to 2163 code for a protein of 641 amino acids. NCBI's taxonomy places the organism in Eukaryota, Metazoa, Chordata, Actinopteri, Cypriniformes, Cyprinidae. The transcript is spliced from 13 exons. The record is from RefSeq and is a predicted model, not a curated record. Gene Ontology annotation, molecular function: protein tyrosine phosphatase activity.
AUGGACCGGACAUGACAGGUGUGGAUCGGCGUCUGAACUGGUUCUUUGAAAUGAAUCAACCAACCGAAUCGAUUCUCCAAAUGGAUCCAUCCUCUCACAUCGGGGUGUGUGAUCCUCAGCAGAUGCAGAAUAAUUGUGUUAAACAGUCAUCGUUUCAGUGUCUUAACCAUAGAGACACUGUAGCCUCGACUGGUCUUCAUAAAGCCAUAAUGUAUUUGUAAUACAAGAAGAAGAAUCAUGUUCGUAAACACGGCAUUAGUCGUUAUUUCUUCAUUGAUUGGAUUGCACGUCACAGGAGGCAUCUCUGUGGACGAUGAGGUUUAUCAGAUUCUGCAUCGGCGCAUGGUUAAUGGAGUGACUGGACCCGUGUACCAGCACAUGGGUGUUCGCAGUCAGGAAAAAGCUUUAGAAUUUAAUGGGGAACUGCUUCAGGCGCAGUCUCGUGGACGGGUGGCUAAGCUGAUGCCCGCAGUGUUUUUAGAAACCCAUUUCCAGAGAACUCCACAGAGGCAAUCAGAUGUCAGCUUCCUGCAAAACAUUGACCAUAUGGAGAACAAGCCUGUAUCUGCCCACGAUACGGUCACAAUGGAGGAAAAUGAUGACAUCGAGUUGUAUGUGUCGUCUGUUGGAGCAUCAGAACCUGUGGCUCAUGAGGAAAUGAUCCGAUUGCUCAACAUCAACACCCUUCAGCACAGCUCUGGGCCGCUCGCCACCACUGAGGCAUCCACUGAGAAGACUGUUUUCAAAGACCACCAUGAGAAGAACAGCAUCUGGGGUAAAGACGGCUUCUAUGUGCUGGUUACCUGCCUCACAAUAUUCAUCAUCAUCUUCACCUUUUUAAUGGUGCUUUACCGACUAAAGGAGAAGGAAUUCUUGGAUCAUCAGCUCAAAGACCCAUCCCCACCCAGUCUGGACGUGCAGCUGGCACCCAUCCCUGCUCAUGGUGCUCAGCCCCCUCUGACCCUAAAGAACAGUAUGGUCCAGGCUAACCAGACGUCCAAACCCAGUGCCACCCAUUCUACCAGCAGCACAAGCGCCCCGUCCUGUAACAUCAGCAUCCAUCCGACUCAUUCCAGCGUGACGACGUCAGAGCCGCAGUGCCCACCCGGCCACUCUGUGGCUGAGCUCAAACCCACUCUGUCCUCCACACAUUCACCCUUCAGGAUGAAACCUGUUGCAGGCCUGCAGGAGCGACGUGGAUCUAAUGUCUCACUGGUGCUGGAUAUGAGCGCUUUGGGUUCAGUGGAGCCUUUGAAUAGUGGGGUCGUGACCCCACGUGAGCGUGCAACUCAGGAAUACCUGCAGUCAGCCAGUCGGGUCCUUUCACGGCAACAGCUUCGUGACAUCACACUGAACACACAGAUGCUGCAUGCAGAGUUUGCCGAAAUUCCAAUGAAUUUUGUGGAUCAGAAGGAACUGGAUAUCCCAAAUCAUGGAUCAAAAAAUAGAUACAAGACCAUUUUGCCAAAUCCACAUUCCAGGGUUAUUCUAAAGACUAAGAACUCCAACGACCUGCUCAGCAGUUACAUUAAUGCCAACUACAUUCGAGGCUAUCUUAGAGAUGAGAAAGCCUUCAUUGCCACUCAAGGUCCGAUGAUCAACACCGUGAACGACUUUUGGCAAAUGGUCUGGCAAGAGGACUGCCCUGUCAUCGUCAUGAUUACUAAACUGAAAGAGAAAAAUGAAAAAUGUGUUCUGUACUGGCCUGAGAAGAGGGGGAUCUAUGGAAGGGUGGAGGUCUUUGUUAAUAAUGUGAAGGAAUGUGACCACUAUAUAAUCCGCACCCUUAUACUAAAGCAAGGAGGACAGAGUCGUAAAGUAGAGCACUACUGGUAUACUUCGUGGCCAGACCACAAGACCCCAGAGAGCGCAGGACCCCUGCUGCAGUUAGUGAAUGAUGUUGAGGAGGACAGGAGGGGCUUUACAUCCGGUGGGCCAGUUAUUGUACAUUGCAGCGCUGGAAUUGGUCGGACAGGGUGUUUCAUUGCUACAACAAUCGGCUGUCGUCAGUUGGAGCUGGAGGGAGUUGUGGAUGUGCUACGAAUUGUGUGCCAACUUAGGACAGACAGGGGUGGUAUGAUCCAGACUGAGGAACAAUAUGAAUUUGUGCAUCAUGCCUUGAACCACUAUGAAAGCCGCCUUCCUGCGGAGCCUGCACAAUGAACAGCUGGAGGAGCGUCAUUUUUCAUGCCAAGAGAUCUGCUAUUGCCAUGAGGUUUCUGAUUCAGGAGAGAAGGCGGCAGAUACUGUUUGUGAUGAUGGAUCUUUUUGUUAUGUGCGUGUCAAGGCAAGGGGUGGCACACAUCACACCAUGCCGGGCAAAUCUAUUUUUCAAGACCACUAGUGUUAAAGUGUAU